CCCCGGCGCUGUCGGUUGAGGCGAGCCGAGAGUAAAUAGACGCCGGAGCCCAAGAUGGCGGAGCUGCCGAGUCCUGGUCGUGGCGCGGCGCCCCCCGAGCAGGAGCUGCUCGGCGCCAGGACGGCCCCGGACGCGAAAGGUUCCCGUGGAUCCCAGCCGGCCGCCAAGAAGGUGAAGGGAGCCGAGGAGCGGAGCCUGAAGGGCGCUAAACGCGUCAACGGUGAAGGGGGCGGCGGUGGCGGGAGCGCCAAGCAGCCGCUGCCCGCGGUCGUGCCCAGCUACAGCGGCCCCGGGUCCUGGGGUUUCGCCGCGCUGCCCUCGGGCCCCUCGGCGGGCGCGGGGAGCUUUGCGUUCUCUUCCCCGCUGUCCCGGAAGCUGCUGCCGCCCGCGGUGCUGCUGCCACCGUCCGCCUCCCCCUCCUCGUCCCACCCGCAGCACCAGCACCGCCACCACCGGCACCGCCUGGCGCUGGCGGCCGAGGCGGGAGGCGGCGGCAGCGGCGGCAGCGCCAAGCCCAAGAGACCCAAGGAAAAGCGGGACAAGGAGAGGAGGAAGCACGGGGCGCUGCCCGUGGUGGCGGCGGCGGGAGAUGGCGGCGGGGCCCUGAGCCGGGAGGAGAACGGGGAGGUGAAGCUGCUGUUCCCGAAAGGUCAAAUCAAAGACAAAAUUAAAGAAAGGGAAAAGAAGCAAAAGGAGAAGAAGAAGCACAAAAUAAUGAAUGAAAUCAAGAAAGAAAAUGGAGAGAUAAAAUUGCUGCAGAAAGGUGGGAAGGAGAAACCAAAAACCAAUGCCGAAGAGCUACAGAUUAAAAAAGUGAAGAAGAAAAAGAAAAAGAAACAUAAAGAGAAUGAGAAGAGGAAACGUCCAAAAAUGUACAGCAAAUCCAUUCAGACCAUCUGCUCAGGAUUGGUUUCUGAUAUUGAGGAUCAGGAAGCCAAAGGCAUCAUAGAUGAUCAUCUUAAGGAUUUCAAUGGGAAAAAUAUGGAUCCCAAGAAGGACUGUGAGUCCAAGAUACCAGAGAACAGUGAGUUUCCAUUUGUCUCGUUAAAGGAGCCACGGGUUCAAAAUAAACUCAAAAGGUUGGACACAUUGGAGUUCAAACAGCUGAUUCAUAUUGAGCACCAGCCUAACGGAGGUGCAUCAGUUAUCCAUGCCUACAGUAAUGAACUCUCCCACUUGUCUCCUGUGGAGAUGGAGAGAUUUGCAGAAGAGUUUGUGGGUCUGGUUUUUAGUGAAAAUGAAAACUGUGCAGCUUACUAUGUAAUGGGUAUUGUUCAUGGGGCAGCUACUUAUUUACCUGACUUUUUAGACUACUUUUCGUUUAAUUUUCCCAAUUCACCAGUGAAAAUGGAGAUUUUGGGAAAGAAAGAUAUAGAGACAACGACUAUGUCAAAUUUUCAUGCUCAGGUAAAAAGAACAUACUCUCAUGGUACGUAUAGAGCUGGCCCAAUGAGACAGAUCAGCCUGGUUGGAGCAGUUGAUGAGGAAGUGGGGGAUUACUUCCCUGAAUUCCUUGAUAUGUUGGAAGAAUCACCCUUCUUAAAAUGUACACUGCCAUGGGGAACACUUUCUAGUUUAAAAUUAGAGAGUCGUAAAGACAGUGAUGAUGGUCCCAUCAUGUGGGUACGUCCAGGAGAACAGAUGAUCCCUGUGGCUGACAUGCCAAAGUCCCCUUUCAAAAGGAAGAGAACUACCAAUGAAAUCAAAAACUUGCAGUACCUACCUCGAACCAGUGAACCCCGUGAAAUGCUCUUUGAGGACCGGACCCGAGCCCAUGCGGAUCACAUAGGACAAGGUUUUGAGAGACAGACCACGGCUGCUGUGGGAGUGCUGAAGGCUGUGCACUGUGGGGAGUGGUCUGAGCAGCCUCGUAUAACCAAAGAUGUAAUUUGUUUUCAUGCUGAGGACUUCUUGGAGGUAGUUCAGCGAAUGCAGUUAGAUUUGCACGAGCCUCCACUCUCACAGUGUGUCCAGUGGGUUGAUGAUGCAAAACUUAAUCAGCUGCGAAGGGAAGGCAUUCGGUAUGCCAGGAUCCAGUUAUUCGAUAAUGACAUUUAUUUCAUCCCAAGGAAUGUUGUGCACCAGUUCAAAACGGUUUCAGCCGUGUGUAGUUUGGCUUGGCACAUCCGGCUCAAGCUCUAUCAUUCAGAGGAAGAGGCCUCUCAAAACACAAGUACUGGUGAAGCAGGGACCUCUGCAGACCCCAAGUCUUCGGGUGUUGGACUUCAGACUGACAGAAUUUGUACCGUGGGCAAAGAUACCUCCGAAGACACCAAAUUUCCAGAUGCUCUGCAGACCAAGUACCUGCAGCAGGAAUUUCUGCCAAUAAAACAUGAACCUCUUGCAUCUUUCCAAGUAAAAGAAGAACCCAUGAAUGUUGAUGUUGCUGAAAAGACGGUGACACCUAAUGACAUCGGGGGACAGAAUGUUCAGGCUAGGCUGGAUCACGUUGGGUUGACAUCACUAAAGUUGGAAAUGGAUUCUAAAUUUGAACCUGGCACCAAGGACUUACAAGGCAAGUUGUGCUCUGGAGGUCACGUACAUCCAGAUGAUACAAGACAGCCUAGCUCAUCAUAUCCAAAAUUGCAUGGACAAAGAGAGGAUGAUUUUUUGUGCUAAAUUUGUAUAUAUGGUUUUAAAUUCCUUUUUAAACUUAAUGAUGUAAUAAUGUAAAGAUCAUAAAUUGUGAGGCAAGUUUGUGACUUGUCUUCGCAUCUGUUACAGAAAAUAGUUAUGUAGCUUUGUAACAUUCCUCAGUGCCUGUCCAUAACUGUGAAGUAUCAAAGCACUUAGGGCCAGAUGCACUGUAAACACUGCAGGUUUAACAUAAAGAGGUCUUUAAAUAAUUUUGAGUUGUAGGUUUUAGAGUAGAGCUGACAUUUAACAUAUAUAUUUUUUGUAAGAUGAGCCAGAAUUCUUUUUGACAAUUCCAGGCUUUUCCAUAGAGCUUAUUUAUACCAAUUUUUUCAUUUUAAAUGUGUCAGCACUGUAGUGUAAAUAUCUUUUUUAAGAAUCUUUUUAGUGUGAUUUAUACUGAAAUGUGAGCCGCUUAAUAAAGGUUCAUAAUAACA
This is a messenger RNA of Prinia subflava (tawny-flanked prinia), 3071 nucleotides long. It is a transcript of the gene RSBN1L, whose product is annotated as round spermatid basic protein 1 like. The transcript has 8 exons. Bases 55 to 2619 code for a protein of 854 amino acids. The record is from RefSeq and is a predicted model, not a curated record. Gene Ontology annotation, cellular component: nucleus. NCBI's taxonomy places the organism in Eukaryota, Metazoa, Chordata, Aves, Passeriformes, Cisticolidae.